Messenger RNA from Paramisgurnus dabryanus, 3448 nucleotides. It is a transcript of the gene acsl6, whose product is annotated as acyl-CoA synthetase long chain family member 6. Gene Ontology annotation, molecular function: long-chain fatty acid-CoA ligase activity. Gene Ontology annotation, cellular component: endoplasmic reticulum; membrane. The record is from RefSeq and is a predicted model, not a curated record. Lineage: Eukaryota; Metazoa; Chordata; Actinopteri; Cypriniformes; Cobitidae. Gene Ontology annotation, biological process: long-chain fatty acid metabolic process.
CAUUAUUUCCAUACUCAGAUCUCUGUCCUUCAGUCUCUCUGUACCGGCUCGUGGACAUCACCUCUCGUCCUCAUACCUCCUCUCCUCAUCUCUCCAUGGCUCAGUGAAUGAGACAUGCUCGCUUUUGCUUUAGUUGCUGGCUCUGUCUGGGUUGUACUAGAGCUCAGUUCCACUCUUAUGGAGAAAAUGCAGUCACAGGAUUCACUGCUGGGUCUUCAGUUGCCAGAACUGGACGAGCUGAGUCACUUCAUAAGAUCUCUUCCCACUUCUGCGCUGGUCGGCCUGGGUGCCAUCACUGCCGUUCUAGCCUACUGGUUCACAACUCGUCCUCGUGCCAUUACUCCACCCUGUGACCUCCGUCAUCAGUCACAGGAAGUCGAGGAAGAUGGAGCUCGCAGGUCCAUGAUGGGUAGCAGCUCAACGCUGUUGCCUUACUACCAUGAAGAUGCCAAGACAAUGUAUGAGGUCUUUCAGCGAGGGCUACACAUAACUGGUGAUGGACCAUUUUUAGGCUCCAGACUCCCCAGUCAGCCCUAUAAAUGGCUGUCUUACAAAGAGGUCUUCAGCAGGGCGGAGCACCUGGGUUCUGGUUUGUUGUCUCAGGGUUGUCAGCCCAAUACUGAGCAGUUCAUUGGUGUGUUUGCACAAAACAGGCCAGAGUGGAUCAUAUCAGAGCUAGCAUGCUACUCGUAUUCAAUGGUGGUGGUGCCACUUUAUGAUACUCUAGGACCCGAUGCUAUACAAUACAUCAUUAAUACAGCUGAAAUUGCCACGGUGAUCUGUGACAAAGCUGACAAAGCCACAGUGCUUUUGGAAAAUGUUGAGAGAGGAGAAACGGCAGGUCUUAAGACAAUAAUCCUAAUGGAUGCUUUUGACCUCCAGCUCGUGGAGAAAGGACAGAGGUGUGGAGUUCAUAUCCAGGCCCUUAAAGAUCUUGAGGCUGUGGGUAAAGAGAAGUACAGGAAACCUGUGCCUCCUGCACCGGAUGAUCUUUCCAUCGUGUGCUUUACCAGCGGCACCACAGGAAAUCCGAAGGGAGUGAUGCUGACCCACGGGAACGUCGUCGCCGACUUUGCUGGCUUUUUGAAAGUGACGGAUAAAGUCAUCUUUCCGAACCAAGACGACGUUCUCAUUUCCUUCCUGCCUUUGGCUCACAUGUUCGAGAGGUUGAUCGAGUCAGUAGUCAUCUGCCAUGGUGGGAGGAUCGGUUUUUUCCAGGGGGAUAUCCGUCUUCUUCCUGAUGAUAUGCAGGCUCUCAGACCCACUAUUUUCCCUGUCGUGCCUCGUCUCCUGAACCGCAUGUAUGAUAAGAUCUUCAGUCAGGCAAACAACUCUGUGAAACGCUGGCUGCUAAACUUCGCCGCCAAGAGAAAAGGAGCCGAGGUGAGCCGUGGUGUCAUCCGCAGCGACAGUAUAUGGGACAAGAUCUUCUUCCAUAAGAUCCAGGCCAGUCUGGGUGGCAGGUUACGUAUGAUCAUUACAGGGGCGGCCCCGGCCUCUCCGACUGUCCUGGGUUUCCUGAGAGCUGCUCUUGGCUGUCAGGUCUAUGAGGCAUACGGUCAGACAGAAUGCACAGCUGGAUGCACCUUUACCACCCCUGGGGAUUGGACAUCUGGUCACGUUGGAGCACCACUGCCAUGUAAUCUCAUUAAACUGGUGGACGUGGCCGAGAAGAACUACUUUGCUGCUAAAGGAGAGGGAGAGAUUUGUGUGAAAGGUCCAAACGUCUUCAAGGGUUAUUUGAAAGACCCAGAGAAGACCGCCGAGACCCUGGACGCAGAUGGGUGGCUUCACACAGGAGAUAUUGGAAAGUGGUUACCAAAUGGCACAUUGAGCAUCAUUGACAGAAAGAAGCACAUCUUUAAAUUAGCUCAAGGUGAAUAUAUUUCUCCAGAGAAAAUCGAAAACAUCUACAUCCGAAGUGAACCUGUGUCUCAGCUCUACGUCCAUGGUGACAGUCUGCAGUCGUGUCUGGUUGGAAUUGUCGUACCUGAUAUAGAGGUUUUACCCUCAUGGGCUCAGAAAAAAGGCUUUGGGGGCUGCUUUGAAGAACUGUGUGAAAAUCAAGGAAUAAAGCAAGCGAUCUUAGAUGAUAUGGUGCGUUUGGGAAAAACCAGUGGCCUCCAUUCAUUUGAGCAGGUUAAAGACAUACACAUUCAUAAAGAAAUGUUCUCCAUACAAAACGGAUUGCUGACCCCAACUUUAAAGGCCAAAAGACCGGAGCUGAAGGAAUAUUUCAAGACAGAAAUCGAACAACUGUACAGCAACAUUUCCAUGUAACUGUACUGUCACCAGAAGACAAGGACGUUUUACUGACAUUCAUUACCUUUUUGUUCUUCUUCAUUCAGAAAAUUAGCUGGCACAAAAUACUGAAAACGGGCCACUGGCGUCAGGGCAAAGCAUGAGCUUACUGGCUAAAAGAGUCAUUAAGAGUAAAUCUUCCUUUGGCUGUGAAUGUCAACAGUCGGUGCGCCUUUAGAAAUGUGGCAGCGCUACAACCAAAUUAGUCCUCCUCAUGAGACUGAAGCAGUUCGAGCAUGCGUGCUUCAUUGUUUUCUUUUUCACUGGACCAAGGAGGGCAAAAUUAUUUCACCCCUUGACAGUACAUGUUGGGUUUGUUCACGGGUUCAAAGGGAAUUUGGAUAGCAAACCCAGCACAUUUUGAGCUAAAAGCAAUGCAUGAUGUAUACCCAGCAUUUCACGAGGCUGUGUCUCACAGGCUCGUUCUCCAGGACAUCGGUAGACCCUUACACACACAAACACACACACUAUAGUUACGUUAUAAUGCUCUGUGUAGUAAAGGUGUCUACGAAUGUGGCUCACGUGAUCCAAAAGUGAGCAUGCCAUACGAUUUUCGGCUGACAAAUAAACUAGCUUUUCCGUUCCAUUUCAUCCAAAGUAUUUCAAUAGUAGUGUACAUUCUGAAGAACAAUAGACGUGGAAAUAUUUAAGCAAUGGUUUGCAGUGUAGAAAACCCAAUAACUUUAAAACUGUUAUUGAAUGAUAUCAGAACUUUAUCUUUGUAUUUAUUGAAGGGAUAUGGUUGAAAAUAGAUCUGCAGAGAAUUUAAUUUAUUCAUUUUAAUCGUUUCAGAUUCCAUAAAGCACAUUCCGGCCUUUUCCACCUUCCGGUUUGGUUUAUAUUGAAGUAUUGGACUUUAUUGUAAUAUUUACUUGCAGAUUAUAAAACUUGACAGAUAAUUGGUUGAGCUAUCAGGUAUAUUCCGGUAUUAAUUUAUUGUAAUAAAAGAUUAUUUUAAACUCCAUUUAGAUGCUCAAGCUCCAGUUUUUCCUCACAAUUUUGACCAACAUUUUAUGUUUUGGUUAUUUAAAUGUUUACUUGCAUCUUUUCCUUAAGUCUUUCAUGUGCAUGUACAUCUCUGCAUAUUCACAAAGAUAGUGAUGAGUGUGUGCAAAACUGUAAAAAUAAAGGAUUCUUUGUAAAUCUU